AUGUCUGAAGCUACAGUGACCUUGAUCAGUUCUGACAAGCAGAAAUUCCAAGUUUCCAAGAAAGUUGCCGAAAAGUCCGUGUUGAUCAAGAACUUGAUUAGUGAUAUGAAUCAAGAUGAUGAUGACGAUGACGAAGAAGAAAUGAAUAUUCCUGUCCCAAAUGUCAGAGCCGCGGUGUUGCAAAAAGUGAUUGAAUGGGCCGAACACCACAAGGACACCAACUUCCCAGACGUUGAUGACGAAGACACCAGAAAAUCUACCCCAGUUGAUGAAUGGGACAAGAAGUUUUUGGAAGUGGACCAAGAAAUGUUGUACGAGAUCAUUUUGGCCGCUAACUACAUGAACAUUAGACCACUAUUGGAUGCCGGGUGCAAGAUUGUUGCGGAAAUGAUCAGAGGCAAAUCCCCAGAUGAGAUUAGAAAAAUCUUCAACAUUGACAAUGAUUUCACUCCUGAAGAAGAAGCCGCCAUAAAGAGAGAGAAUGAAUGGGCUGAAGACCGUUAA
Molecule: messenger RNA, 504 nt
Organism: Saccharomycopsis crataegensis
Lineage: Eukaryota; Fungi; Ascomycota; Saccharomycetes; Ascoideales; Saccharomycopsidaceae
Gene: SKP1
Product: SCF ubiquitin ligase subunit SKP1
Exons: 1
Coding region: 1-504 (167 amino acids)
Biological process (GO): mitotic cell cycle; SCF-dependent proteasomal ubiquitin-dependent protein catabolic process
Cellular component (GO): cytoplasm; nucleus
Molecular function (GO): cullin family protein binding
Source: RefSeq, a predicted model, not a curated record